AGACAUUAAAUUGUUUCUCUUCGACGAGAGGAAACACAAAGAAGACAUGAACAUGCGCUGGACACUUGUCCUGCUCCCCGCUCUCCUGAGCUUAGGGCUGGGAAACCCCGUGCAGCCGGAGGAGACGAUCACCACCCAGGAGGGCUUCGAGCUCCCCAAGCUGUUCGGUAAAUGGUAUGACAUCGCCGUGGCCACCACCUGCAAAUACAUGCAACAUCACAAGAGUAACUUCAACAUGGGAACCAUGGAGCUGAGCGAGGGGGAAACCGGCGGGGACGUCCAGUCCGUGAGCACCAGGAUGCGGCACGGGACGUGCGCCCAGAAGAGCCGCUCGUAUCAGAAGACGGACGUCCCCGGGAAGUUCAUCCACGCCGAUCCCUCAAAAGGAGCGGAGAUGGAGAAUUACGUGGUUUAUACCAACUACGAGGAGUACGCCAUAAUGAUCGUGAGGAGGAUCUGGGGUACAGGCAAGACGGCUACCGUCCUGAAACUGUACGGACGGACCCCCGAGGUACGGCAGAGUCUGGUGGAAGAGUUCAAGCAGUUUGCGUUGGAGCGAGGAAUCCCGCAGGACGCCAUCUUCCUGCUGACAAACAAAGGUGAAUGCGAGCCGGGGGAGAUCGAGGUGACCCGCACGAGGGUCCAGAGAGCGGUGCUGCCGGAGGAGGAGGAGGGAUCCGGGAUGGCGAAUACCCCGGUAUCCAAAAACAAGGGAGAGUCCUGCCUGCUGUCCGCGGAGGCCGGGCCGUGCCACGGGAUGUACACCCGCUACUUCUACAACUCGUCCUCCAUGGCCUGCGAAACCUUCCGAUACGGUGGUUGCCUUGGUAACAACAACAACUUUCACUCGGAGAAACAGUGUCUCCAGACGUGCAGGACGGAAGCUGCCUGCCGCCUGCCAAUCGUCUCCGGCCCCUGCAAGAUGGCAAAGUCCCUGUGGGCCUUCGACCCCGCGGAGGGCAAAUGCGUUCCUUUCCAAUAUGGAGGCUGUAAAGGCAACGGCAACCAAUUUUACACUGAGAAGGAGUGUAAGGAGUACUGCGGGGUACCUGGAGAGGGAGACGAGGAGUUUCUGGAUUGAUCGGUACGGAGACGUUCCAUACACAGAAGGCCCCGCGGCGUCCGCGCAUGGGGGGCAAAUACCCAAACUAUGGGGAAAUUAAAGCAGGGGCCGUGAGCCAGCAUCCCUUGGAGGGGGCAAAUAAAGGGGUUAUUUACAGGGAGAUGCUUUAGGGUAAUAAAAGCUGCCAUGUUACAUAUAUUGGGGUAAAUACAAUGUUUAAAUAAAUAUAUAUAUAUAA
Messenger RNA from Spea bombifrons (plains spadefoot toad), 1301 nucleotides. It is a transcript of the gene AMBP, whose product is annotated as alpha-1-microglobulin/bikunin precursor. The record is from RefSeq and is a predicted model, not a curated record. Gene Ontology annotation, cellular component: cell surface; plasma membrane. NCBI's taxonomy places the organism in Eukaryota, Metazoa, Chordata, Amphibia, Anura, Pelobatidae. The coding region runs from base 47 to 1081 and encodes 344 amino acids. The transcript has 10 exons. Gene Ontology annotation, molecular function: serine-type endopeptidase inhibitor activity.